GAUGGGUGAUUUUUUUGUAAGCUGUUUGUUGAUUGGUCAACUUGGAGAUUCGAAGUAACAAAGCCCCAUCUGAUUGGACGUUGACGCUCCCACGAGGGGUCGCAUGCGAAAGAUUUUCGAAAGGGUUUAUUGUUUCUUUGCUUUCGGAGCCGAAAUUGUUUGCUAUCCACUCACUUCUACAAUCAAAUAACGAGUCGAAGAAAAUGGCUGGUGGCAAAGCAGGAAAAGACAGCGGCAAAGCCAAGGCGAAGGCGGUGUCGCGCUCCCAGAGGGCUGGGCUGCAGUUCCCAGUGGGUCGUAUCCACAGACACUUGAAGACCCGCACCACCAGCCACGGUCGCGUUGGAGCCACGGCGGCCGUCUACAGCGCCGCCAUCCUCGAGUACCUCACCGCUGAAGUUCUAGAGUUGGCGGGAAAUGCCUCCAAAGACUUGAAGGUGAAGCGUAUCACUCCCCGUCAUUUGCAGCUCGCCAUUCGUGGGGACGAAGAGUUGGACUCUCUCAUCAAGGCGACAAUUGCUGGUGGAGGUGUCAUUCCCCACAUCCACAAAUCCCUCAUCGGGAAGAAGGGCCAGCAGAAGACUGCAUAGACGCCACGUUGACCAGAAAUUUCGAGACUUGGGCUUUGUUUGGACCAGGAGUUCACAUUUGUUCUUUUCUAUUAUUAAUAUUAUAGCAAGCGAAGAGUGAUUGUUAGGCUUUGUGUUGUUAUAUUUUACCCGUAAUUAGAAGAAAAAAAAGUACAGAAAGUCCCUUACCGACAGAACCCUUUGUAUUUUAUUGUAGAACGUCUGACUGGGGAGUUCUUUAUUUGAAAUGACAGUGAAUUUGUUUGAUUGGCAUCUGAAUCUGUAAUGUUUUAUACUGAAAAAAAAUUGUUAAAACCAUUUUUUAUAUAAAAAAAGGACUUGUUUUGUGGUUAUUCUCUUGAAGUUUUGAUAAUUCUCACAGUUUUUUAAAGAGAUUAUUGUUUUUGGGCAGUUAAUUGGUCUUAAACAGCUAAAUGUGAGAUGGUGCUUUUUUUUUCCUUUUGACUUACUGUAAUAUUUUGAACUGCACAGGGAACGUUAAAGUGAACAGUUGAUAUUUGUUUACAUCCAAAUGAAAUAUCAGUGAACACGUACUGUAACAGUCAGCUACAGUGUUUGUGUGAAUGUUUACAGCGUUUAAAACAGUUGUGAUAAACUUGAAAUGGCUCUUUUUUUCCCCCCACAGUGUGGUCUUUUGGCUGAUCAGACCAUAUCCUCCUCACUGUGGAGCACACGUCCUCAAAGUUAAUCUCCCGAAAGGUGUGCAGUUGUCGGAAAGGUUUUUAAAGCUCCGAGUCGCAUUACAGUUUGUCGUAUUUCCUUGCAGUACCUUAAAUGUAUGGACAAAAACAAAAAGUGACCUGUCCUCACAAGCUGGAGCCUUUUCUAUAAAGCAAUGUAUCUGGGGCUUCACUGCUUCAUUUAAUCUUUGAAUAAAUACCCCUGACAUGUCCAUGGCAUGGUUUGAAACCUUGAUUAAUUAUUUUUUGGGUUUUUUAUUGGGGAAAAAGAAAGCAAAUCCGGUCAAAAUUAGGGAAAAACAUGAUGGUACAGACAAUUUGUGACCAGCAGGGGGCGCCACUGGCUCAUACAAACCCACUAAAAUCAUCAAAGUGUGGAUUAAGUACAGGUAUUUUCCAAAAUAUUCAAUAUAUUCAGGCAAAAAUUAACAACAUAUCGCAUCUUAUUAAUAUUUUUUCAAUAAAAUACUUCAGGAAGUGGUACCGGAUGACUAUAUUGAGACUUUUUAACACCAUUUGCCCUUUUUGGAAACUGGAAAAUGGAUUAAUAACACAAAAUGUGAGUGUAUAAGUUUAGUUUCUGUGGAGUUUAUGUAUGAUUGAGAUAUAUCUGAGGAUUGGGCUUUCUUUUCCCUUAUUCCAGAGUUUGAAACUUGGAUAUAAACUCUUAUUUACUUAAUAUUUAAUUGCUCUUAACUAUUACUGGGGAUUAGUGUCCUGCUUGGGACUGCUGAGUAUUAUGUAACAACACUGUAAUAUACAGUGUAUAAUAUAAAUUAAUAUACAUAUGAAUGCAUAUAAAUAGUUUCUACUGAACAAUC
Messenger RNA from Menidia menidia (Atlantic silverside), 2091 nucleotides. The record is from the annotation of a GenBank genome assembly. Lineage: Eukaryota; Metazoa; Chordata; Actinopteri; Atheriniformes; Atherinopsidae.